GUUUUUUUCUGUUUGACCAACAGAGUGUGUCCGUGCGACCGCAGACAGUUAAAGAAGACCAGCAGUCCCACUUCCGUUCGAGCGUGGGGAGGCAUGAUGGGAUAUGUAGUGCGUCCAUCCGCACUAUAAAACCAACGGGAACUUCCUCUAACUUCCUCUUUACUGCGCUAGCCUGAGCGAGACAGGCACUUUUAAGCCGCCAUGCCCGUUGCCAGGAGUUGGGUUUGUCGCAAGACAUAUGUCACCCCCCGCCGUCCCUUCGAGAAGUCUCGUCUUGACCAGGAGUUGAAACUCAUUGGUGAGUAUGGGCUGAGGAACAAGCGUGAGGUGUGGAGGGUCAAGUUCACCCUGGCCAAGAUUCGUAAAGCUGCCAGAGAGCUGCUCACUCUUGAUGAGAAGGACCCCAAGCGUCUGUUUGAAGGUAAUGCUUUGCUCAGGCGUCUGGUGAGGAUCGGUGUACUGGACGAGGGUAAGAUGAAGCUUGAUUACAUCCUGGGUCUUAAGGUUGAAGAUUUCUUGGAGAGGAGGCUGCAGACUCAGGUCUUCAAGCUUGGACUUGCCAAGAGUAUCCACCAUGCCCGUGUCCUUAUCCGCCAGAGGCACAUUCGCGUGCGCAAGCAGGUGGUGAACAUCCCCUCCUUUGUGGUUCGCCUGGACAGCCAGAAGCACAUUGACUUCUCUCUAAGGUCUCCAUACGGUGGUGGACGCCCAGGCCGCGUCAAGAGAAAGAACGCCAAGAAGGGCCAGGGUGGAGCUGGAGGAGCUGACGAUGAAGAGGAGGAUUAAGAAGGAUGUCCUUCAGGGGGUGUUCUAAUACUUCCUGUUGUGGCAAAAUUUUCAAUAAAUGUUUGGUCUGACCAGAAAA
Molecule: messenger RNA, 865 nt
Organism: Etheostoma spectabile (orangethroat darter)
Lineage: Eukaryota; Metazoa; Chordata; Actinopteri; Perciformes; Percidae
Gene: rps9
Product: ribosomal protein S9
Exons: 5
Coding region: 202-786 (194 amino acids)
Biological process (GO): translation; ribosomal small subunit biogenesis
Cellular component (GO): cytosolic small ribosomal subunit
Molecular function (GO): rRNA binding; structural constituent of ribosome
Source: RefSeq, a predicted model, not a curated record